Molecule: messenger RNA, 1365 nt
Organism: Athalia rosae (coleseed sawfly)
Lineage: Eukaryota; Metazoa; Arthropoda; Insecta; Hymenoptera; Athaliidae
Gene: SdhB
Product: succinate dehydrogenase [ubiquinone] iron-sulfur subunit, mitochondrial-like
Exons: 8
Coding region: 16-954 (312 amino acids)
Biological process (GO): respiratory electron transport chain; aerobic respiration; tricarboxylic acid cycle
Cellular component (GO): mitochondrial membrane
Molecular function (GO): electron transfer activity; 2 iron, 2 sulfur cluster binding
Source: RefSeq, a predicted model, not a curated record
GAAACAACACGUACAAUGUUACUGUUUAACAACGAAGAAAUCAACAGUUACGUAAUCGUGGUGUUCAUACAACGUUCAUAUCAGUCGAGUUGGUCCGAGUCAGACGAAAAGAUGGCUAAGAUUUUUCCGACAAGCUGCAGAAAUGUCAUUCGGCAGGUUCGUGGGUUGCAUGCAUCUGCAGCCCAGAACGCUGAAGCCAGAUUGAAAACCUUUACCAUUUAUCGCUGGAAUCCGGACAAGCCUGACGAGAAGCCGCAGAUGCAAGAUUAUAAAGUUGACCUGAACUCAUGCGGCCCUAUGGUUUUGGACGCGUUGAUUAAGAUUAAAAAUGAAGUUGACCCAACUUUGACUUUCCGUCGGUCGUGCAGAGAGGGUAUUUGUGGUUCCUGUGCAAUGAAUAUUGGUGGAACAAACACACUUGCCUGUAUUAGCAAAAUUGACAAGAACUUGACCCGGAACACUAAGAUCUACCCAUUGCCCCAUAUGUAUGUUGUGAAAGAUUUGGUACCAGACAUGAAUCAUUUCUACGCCCAGUACAGUAGCAUUCAACCUUGGCUACAACGUAAAGACGCUAAAAAAAGUGGUACGCAGCAAUACUUGCAGAGUGUUGACGAUCGUAAAAAGUUGGAUGGUCUGUACGAAUGCAUUUUAUGCGCCUGCUGCAGUACUUCUUGUCCGUCUUACUGGUGGAAUGGAGAUAAAUAUUUGGGACCUGCUGUGUUGAUGCAGGCUUACAGAUGGAUCAUUGACUCCAGAGAUGACUUGUCAAAAGAACGUCUUGAGAAACUUAGAGAUCCAUUUUCCGUGUAUCGUUGUCAUACGAUCAUGAACUGUAGCCGUACUUGCCCAAAGGGACUUAAUCCUGGGAAAGCAAUCGCAGAAAUAAAGAAGUUGUUGGCUGGUGUCAUAGAAAAAGGUCAACCUGGUCUGAACACGACUGCGCUACACAACUGAGUAUUAUUGGUAGGCAAUAGUCAAAUUCACAAGCAAAGUGAUAUUUAUUUGACGCUGUAUUCUUGUGUAUAGAAUAAUAAAUGUAUAAAUUACUUAUACUUACACUAUAAAAUGUGUAAGUAUAGCUAUUUAUACGUGUGUACAAAACUUCCGAUGCACUUUUGAAUCUCUACCAAGUAUGAGUUAUGAAUUAUAGAUAUUUAAAAAUUUACGUUUUUUUUUUUUGGGGUUUUAGUAUUUACAGAAAAGAAUUCUAUCGGGGUGACAGUAAAAAUAUCGAUAUCAAUUUGUAAUAUCGACACGAAAUUUGAGAUUGAUGACACGAGGAAGAGUUAGUCUAGAAUAAUCUAACUGUAUGUGAGAUUCAAAGAUUGUAAUUUAUUAUUCGAAAUAUAACAUUCUUGUAAGAUA